Messenger RNA from Gongylonema pulchrum, 453 nucleotides. NCBI's taxonomy places the organism in Eukaryota, Metazoa, Nematoda, Chromadorea, Rhabditida, Gongylonematidae. The record is from the annotation of a GenBank genome assembly.
AUGCUAACCACAGUUAUUAUUUUGGGAAUUCUAUCGAGAUGCGUCAUCGGGCAGUAUCCCAGUCCCGGCGAUACGACUGCUACUGAUCAAGACGUCGAUUCCGCUAGCAGUGAUCGAAUGGCCCCUGUGGCUCCACCUCGUGUACCCGCGAUCGACCGGCCAUCAUUCGGCUAUCGGCCACCACCACCACCGAUGAGACGAGAUGCCAAAAGUGCUGGCCAGUGCACAUUUGAUCAGAACUUGUGGCGGUUUGAACCGCAAACAGCAAUUGCAAAUGCAGUAAUGUUUGAUCGAACAACUGGCUUUAGUUGCGAAGAAUGCAUUGAUAAAUGCUUGAAGUAUCAGGUAAAGCUUUCUUUAAACUGCACCGGCCCGUUCAUUUCCGAAAGAAACCGGUUAAUAGUGAAUAGUGGACGCUGGGUAGUCCAUGGUGAUGCUCGGAGCGGUCAGUAG